This is a messenger RNA of Acytostelium subglobosum LB1, 1995 nucleotides long. RefSeq lists its product as hypothetical. Gene Ontology annotation, molecular function: ubiquitin-ubiquitin ligase activity; ubiquitin protein ligase binding. Gene Ontology annotation, biological process: protein polyubiquitination. NCBI's taxonomy places the organism in Eukaryota, Evosea, Eumycetozoa, Acytosteliales, Acytosteliaceae. The transcript has 3 exons. Gene Ontology annotation, cellular component: nucleus. The record is from RefSeq and is a predicted model, not a curated record. Bases 1 to 1995 code for a protein of 664 amino acids.
AUGUUUGGACAACAACAACUACAACUACCUCAACUACAACUUCAACAACUUCAACAACAAGGUGGAGGUGGAGGAUGUAGUAAUACAUACUCUGCAGCUGGUGGUACAGGUACAGGUACAACAGGUACAGGAUGUUGUAAUAUAAUCAACUUCUCAUAUGCAUCACUUGGUUGCACAGUACAUUGCGAAGCACCUUCAUUCAGUGAAGACCUCUCUGUCUCAAACAUCAUACACGAGACCCUUGAAGCCAGAGAGCGAGGCUUCCUCUCUGCACAGUUUGUUCGCACUCCCCUCGACAUCACCAUCUCAUUCCCAUACCCAAUAGAUGUAGAGAGGAUAAGUGUUAGAUCAAAGCUUGGUACAGGUAUCGCUCAAUCAUUAUCAUUCUAUACUUCACAAUCAUCGUUUGAUGAGAUUGAAGCCAAUGCAAAGAGAUUGUUGGAACAAUCAAAUAGACAACAUUCAGAGGAUACAAAGAUGGCUCAACAUCCACAACAUUCGAUGCUAUCUGUUAGUAAAUGGGAUACAUCAAAGGAGCGAUAUCCAGGUGGUUUGGAGACGAUGAUGAAGAAGGAGUCUAUGCAUUCGACGGCGGCUGCAUCGCCCAGUGGCAGCCAUCUCGUGUACAACAAGCUGGUACAUCAAUCCUUUCAGUUUGUCGGACACUUUGACGACCUCUAUCAACAGGACAAGCUUUACACCUACUUCUGCCAUCCCAGUUUCCGCGGCCAGAGCCAGCCGUCAAUGUUCAACGGCACCCAACCAGAGCAAGUCAAGACCUUUGGUUCCAAUGUAUAUUUAUUGAACAACAUCAAGUCCAUUCGCAUUCGAAUACUCAAAGUGUUCCAAUCAAGCUGUCCAUCGAUUGGAGGCAUAGAGGUGUGGGGACUGCCUGCGGCACAAUGUCCUCAGAACGUUGUGGCGCAGAUAUAUCAGAGUUCGAUGGCACUGCAGCCACUGUUACAACAACAGCAACAACAGCUACUAUUCCCUACAUAUCAAACAAUGACUACGACAUCCACAACGACGACGACUACUACAACAUCUCAAUCACUUUCAUCACAUCCAAUGCAGUUCAGUCUACCAACAUCCAAACUGAUGAUGAACAACGACAAUAGCACAACGAAUAAUACAAGCGCAUUAUAUUCACCGCGAGGCUAUGGUGGCCAUCGAUCGACGACACUUGGUCAGCCAGCCUCGGACUCGGACAUGGACGUCGAGAUCAACGACUUUGACAAGUUCCUGCAGGACAACCCGGACAUCGUGCUGAACGAGGCCGGUGUGCCGACCAAGUUUGUCGAUCCCAUCACACUGGAGCUGAUGAACGAGCCCGUAGCGCUUCCGUCGGGCAACUACGUCGAUCGCAAGACCAUCCAGAAGCUCUUUGACAAUCAGUACUUCAACGACCCGUUCUCGGGCAUACGCAUCACAAACACGCAGACCGACUACUCACUGCAGCAACAGAUAAUCAACUUCCACGAGUCAAAGAAGCGCAAGCGACUGAUCAAGACGAGCAGGCCGGUCCAAGUGUCGGUCGUCUCGUCGUCCCCAACCGCCUCGCUCACCAACCUCAGUGUCUCGGACCAAAGCAUCUUUACGAAUCACAGCAGCCACAGCAACAGCAAUGACAACAGUCUGUUCUCGAGCAGCAAUAGUAUCAACAACAAUGGACUGUUCUUCUUUGGCAAUAGUGGCAACUAUAAUAAUAGUAAUGGCAACAGUAUACAGAGCAGUACCGACUCGCUGAACAACAACCAUCGUCAUCACGCUGAUGACAUGGACAUGAACAUCAAUGGCGCAGCAUUCUUCCAUCCACUAUUAUUCAACAAUCGAGGUACGACUGGAAUGACCAAUCCAUUCCAUGAUUCACACGAGGUCACUCCAGAGCGAAGGAGUGCAACAUUUGGCGGCCACUCCACCAAGUCGCAUCCACUCCUCAAACUCAUGUCCCAGACAUCUCUCGUCGAACUGCCAAUCAAGAGAAUAAAGAAGUGA